UCCCCUUUAAGAUCCUGCUGGUUUUUAUUUUAUUGGUAUAACACAGAAAACCUGUUUCCAUGGCUAGGUCACUUCCUCAAAGCAAAGUCAUGCCACUUCAGAUGAGUGUGUUGGUCGAAUCACAAGUACUUCAGAGGCAGGACAAGUGAAGAGAAACAGCUAUCAGGAGAAGAGCAGUCAAACCCUGUUGAAAUAGCUGUCUCCUCCCUUGUGAGACUGUGAAGCCAUCUACCAUUGGCCUCAGUUGAUGAGUUUAAGGUAUUCCAGGACCUGAAUCUGACAAAAUGCAUGGUGGAAAUAUUUUGCACCACUUUCAGAGGGUUUGGGAAGGUCUCCCAUGUUCCGUGCUGUGCUGCUUAGCCGGGUGUCACCCCGAAUGUUCCCACUUCUGGCUGCUGCGCUAUUCCAGAGGAAAGAGAGGAAGGAUACCGGGCUCUAUCACUGGCGGCGUGAGAAGCAUCCUUACUACAACCUCACAAUAAAAGUCCUCAGAGCCAGAAACAUCAAGGGUACAGAUCUAUUGUCCAAGGCAGACUGCUAUGUGCAAUUGCGUCUACCAACUGCAUCUCCAAUCACUUAUCGAACUCAGGUUGUUGACAACUCCAGUAAUCCAGAGUGGAAUGAAACCUUCCAGUACAGAAUCCACAAUGCUGUCAAGAACAUUCUGGAGUUGACUCUCUUCGACGAAGAUGUUCUGAUAAAUGAUGAACUUACUUCCAUUGUCUUUGAUGUGGGGGGUAUAAAGCCAGGCCAGCCUUUAAAGCGCACUUUCAAGUUAAACCCAGAGGCUCAGGAGGAGCUGGAUGUAGAGUUCUACUUAGAAAAAUGCUCAGAUGUCCCUAUUGAGAUCCUCACCAAUGGUGUCCUUGUGGCUCAUCCCUGCCUGUGUCUCCAAGGUGUAAUCAACAAAGAUGAGAAGUUAAAGCAUAGCGAAAAGGGGAGCUGUCAGAUCAAGCUAUCAAUGCUGGGGGCCUAUGAGAAACAGUUGUGCAUUCCCUGCAGGCUGGACAAUGAUCAAGAUUUUGGGACCCCAUUUGUCUUCCAUGUAGACAAAGAAAUGUGUCCAGACCUGGAGGUGGAACUGGAGCAAACAAUAACUGUCUUACAGGAUGAAAUAAGCUCUGAUCAGGAGAAGCACACUACGCUUCUGGGACAGGGGACUAUACCAGUUAAAUCACUUCCUGUUGGACAGAAAGUAGACAAGGCUAUUCCUUUAGGAGAGGGACAAAGUUUGGAUCUGAGUGUGAAGGCUGAAAAGAGCACUUGGGAUCUUGAUGUACGCCUUGGUUUUGACCUCUGUGAAGAAGAGAGAGAAUUUUUGGAUAAGAGGAAGAAAAUAGUUUCUCAGGCACUAAUGAAGACACUUAAGUUAAGAGAAGCCCCUGGGAAAGAUGAGGUCCCAGUGGUGGCAGUUUUGGGAUCUGGUGGUGGGACUAGAGCAUUGACAUCAUUCUAUGGCAGCCUGUCAGGGCUUCAGCAGCUCAGCCUUUUGGACAGCACAAUGUAUCUGUGUGGAAUUUCAGGUUCUACUUGGUGUUUGUCUGAACUGUAUCAAGACACAGACUGGUCCUGUAAGGACCUCCAAGGUGCAAUCAGCAAUGCCAGGGAUAAUGUAUCUAGUAGCAAAGCAGGGGCAUUUUCCUCAGAACGACUGAAAUAUUACUUCCAGCAGCUGAACUCAAUGGAGAAUGAUGGACGGAAAGUCUCUUUCACAGACUUGUGGGGCCUUAUUAUAGAGUAUUUUCUACAUCGGAAGGAAGACUUGUCAAAGCUGUCUGACCAACAGGAAGCAGUGAAGAGGGCACAGAACCCCUAUCCCAUCUAUGCAGCAAUCAAUGUGAGGCCCAAUAUUAGCGAUGAUGACUUUGCAGAGUGGUGUGAGUUCACUCCCUAUGAGGUUGGAUUUCGCAAGUAUGGAGCCUUUGUCCGAACAGAAGACUUUGACAGUGAGUUCUUCAUGGGGCGGCUGAUCCGGAAACAUCCAGAGCCCAGGAUCUCCUAUCUGCAGGGAAUGUGGGGAAGUGCCUUUGCCGCAAGUCUGGAUGAUGUCUGUCUGAAGAUGGUUGGUUCAGGACUGGGCUUUCUAGAUUCUCUGAAAGAUGUAAUCAGAGUCAUAGAUGAUUGCCAAAGAUUCCAUUUUCGGGACCCCACUCGAUUAAAGACUCGUCUGGUUAUACCAGGGGGACCCUUAUUACAAAUUUGCCAGGAUUUCUUCAAGUCCCGUGUCACCUCUGGGGAAACCUUCAACUUCAUGCAAGGCUUGUACCUUCACAGGAAUUAUGUCAACAACAGGAAUUUUGUAGCCUGGAAAGGUACACACCUGGAUGCCUUUCCCAACCAGCUGACUCCCAUGGAAGACAGCCUGUACUUGGUGGAUGGUGGUUUUUCUAUCAACUCUCCCUUUCCCUUGGUGCUCCAGCCAGAGAGAGAUGUAGAUGUCAUCCUGUCAUUUAACUACUCUUGGGAUGCUCCAUUUGAGGUUUUACAGUUGACUCAGAAAUACUGUGAAGAACAGGAAAUCCCCUUUCCACAAAUCAUCUUGAGUGAGGAAGAUGAGAAGAAGCCAAAAGAAUGUUACAUGUUUGUGGAUGAUGAGAACCCAAAAUCUCCCAUCGUGCUUCACUUCCCACUGGUGAAUGAUACGUUCCGAAAAUACAAAGCACCGGGAGUAGAACGUGAGUCAGAAGAUGAGAAAUCCUUUGGUGACUUUGUCAUUGAUGGAAAAGACUCUCCUUACCGCACGCUAAAUUUCACCUUUGAGCCCUAUGACUUUGACAGGCUGGUGGAAGUGAACUGCUACAAUGUUCUGAACAACAAGGACAUACUCCUAAAGGCCCUAAAUUUGGCUCUGAGCAGGAGGAAGCUGAAGAAGGGCAAUGGGCAAUGAGAACUUUCUUGGCAUAGGACAUAGAUGGACUGCAAUGCACCAAAGGCAUAUGGUUCAAGUAGUACUCCUGGGGGAAUUCUGCACCACUGUGCAUGCAUAAUUAAUAAGCCACACAUUUUUAAUUUUUUUGCCCAGAAAAAAGCUUCUGCCUGAAAGUUGCUGCAGUUCUGCCUUUUGCUCACCAAGAGCGCUGUGGUGAUAGGACAGAGCAGCAGCUUCCGGCCAGCUCGGGAAGAGAGAGCACCUGCAGAGCCUUCUUCACAGCACCUGUUGGGCAAGGUCAGGAGACGGGGCUAUGGGGAGACAGACAGCGUGGGGCUGCUGGGGGUCAGACAGGGGCUUGUAAGGGCUAGUGGGGAAGGACAGACUGGGACAGAUGGUGAAUGGGUGUGCAGG
Dermochelys coriacea (leatherback sea turtle) is the source of this 3283-nucleotide messenger RNA. RefSeq names its product cytosolic phospholipase A2 zeta-like. The transcript has 21 exons. The record is from RefSeq and is a predicted model, not a curated record. Gene Ontology annotation, biological process: glycerophospholipid catabolic process. Gene Ontology annotation, cellular component: cytosol. NCBI's taxonomy places the organism in Eukaryota, Metazoa, Chordata, Testudines, Dermochelyidae. Bases 338 to 2887 code for a protein of 849 amino acids. Gene Ontology annotation, molecular function: calcium ion binding; calcium-dependent phospholipid binding.